Molecule: messenger RNA, 2845 nt
Organism: Betta splendens (Siamese fighting fish)
Lineage: Eukaryota; Metazoa; Chordata; Actinopteri; Anabantiformes; Osphronemidae
Product: F-box/LRR-repeat protein 7-like
Exons: 4
Coding region: 864-2345 (493 amino acids)
Biological process (GO): SCF-dependent proteasomal ubiquitin-dependent protein catabolic process
Cellular component (GO): SCF ubiquitin ligase complex
Molecular function (GO): protein binding
Source: RefSeq, a predicted model, not a curated record
AAGUUCCUGGUGGAUGUUUCUGUCUGGGCAAAGUUGGAAGCAAGUAUGUGGAAUACUUAGUCAACUGUCAGCAGCAGACAACUGGUUCAGUCCAGUGUUCUUAGCUCCAGAUCCAGUGGCCUAUAUGGCUGCCAUUUAUAGAAACGUGUGGUUAACCUAGUCUCUUCUUUCAGUGGGCCUUUAUCUUUAGAAUGUAUGAGCGCACGCGUCCUCGGCCGUGAUUGGAGGAGACUGUUCAACAAUGAUGACAUGACGCUGAACUAUUAAUGAUCUGUGGGGGUAUUGUUUGACAGUAAAUGUUUUUUUUUCUUGAACAAAUUUCCUUUUCCAGCCUCGUGCCUCGUAGGAGCAAUGAGUCAUGUUGUAAUUUCACUCUCUCCGCGUCUUAUCUUUUUCUUUUUUUUUUAAUCCACAUCUCCGUCUCGGUUCUGCGGUCACUUUAAAUCUGCGCGUCCUCUCCAAGUUGUCUGGCCGCUGCGAUAGCCCGCACUCGCCCUGAUAAACAGCUGCUUACCAUUUGAGGCACUUCACAAAGUUUCCCCAACACACACACACACACACACACACGCGCGCGCACACGCACUCCUCGAACCGGACUGUGACUGCGCACGGCUCCAGCGUUUGUGUGUGGAUGUUCAGAUAUAGAAAGUCUGCACCGCUGGAAAGUCAAGCCUGGAUUCUAGGUUUGCGUAAUGCUGAGGCGUCUUCUGUUCAACAUCUGGAUUAACUAUUUGGAGUCAGAACUAGCGGCCCUGCACAAAACUCGGACUCUCCUGCUCGUCUUCAUGGAAGCAGUGUUUUCUUCUGGGAUUUAAGUCCUUUUGACAACCCGGGGACUGCGCGUAGAUUAUGUAUUCUUUAAAAUGGGUGCGAACAAUGGAAAACAGUACGGAAGCGAGGGUAAAGGCAGCUCAAGCAUCUCCUCUGACAUCAGCUCGAGCACAGAUCACACACCAACGAAAGCGCCGAAGAAUGUGGCUACCAGUGAAGGUUUAGACUCCAGCACCCGGACUCUGAGCACGCCGAGCCCCGGUCUCAUCCUCCCGUCCAAGUCCUCGUCCCUCUCCUCGCCCGCCCUCUCCAGUAACGGCCAUGAGACCAACUCGUCCUCGUCCUCGUCCGCCGCCACGGAGACGGUCGCCGUGGUCCACCCUCAGCCCGGCGGCCACACCCGCUCCCGCCCGUCCAAAGCCCACCACCUCGCCCCGGUGGACCUCCUCCCGGACCACGCCCUCCUGCUGAUCUUCUCCCACCUGCCCACCAACCAGCUGUGCCGCUGCGCCCGCGUGUGCCGCCGCUGGUACAACCUGGCGUGGGACCCGCGGCUGUGGAGCGCCGUGCGGCUGAGCGGCGAGCUGCUGCACGCCGACCGGGCCCUCCGGGUCCUGACCCGCCGGCUGUGCCAGGACACGCCCAACGUGUGCCUCACCCUGGAGACGGUGGUGGUGAGCGGCUGCAAGCGGCUCACCGACCGGGGGCUGCACGUGGUGGCUCAGAGCUGCCCGGAGCUGCGCCGCCUGGAGGCGGCCGGCUGCUACAACGUCUCUAACGAGGCCGUGUUCGAGGUGGUGUCCCGCUGCCCCAACCUGGAGCACCUGAACCUCUCAGGCUGCUCCAAGGUGACGUGCAUCGGCCUCACCCAGGAGGCGUCGCUGCAGCUGUCGCCGCUGCACGGCCAGCAGAUCUCCAUCCACUACCUGGACAUGACCGACUGCUUCUCCCUGGAGGACGAGGGCCUGCGCACCAUCGCCUCCCACUGCCCCCGCCUCACGCACCUGUACCUGCGCCGCUGCACCAGGCUGAGCGACGAGGCCCUGCGCCACCUGGCCCUCCACUGCCCCUCCAUCAGGGAGCUCAGCCUCAGCGACUGCCGCCUGGUGGGGGACUUCGGCCUGCGCGAGGUGGCGCGCCUGGAGGGCUGCCUGCGCUACCUGAGCGUGGCCCACUGCACCCGCAUCACGGACGUGGGCAUGCGCUACGUGGCGCGCUACUGCCCCCGGCUGCGCUACCUGAACGCCCGGGGCUGCGAGGGCCUGACGGACCACGGCCUGGGCCACCUGGCCCGCAGCUGCCACAAACUCAAGUCGCUGGACGUGGGCAAGUGCCCGCUGGUGUCGGACGGCGGGCUGGAGCAGCUGGCCGUGUACUGCCAGGGCCUGCGGCGGGUGAGCCUGCGGGCGUGCGAGAGCGUCAGCGGCAGGGGACUCAAGGCGCUGGCGGCCAACUGCUGCGAGCUGCAGCUGCUCAACGUGCAGGAGUGCGAGGUGUCGCCGGAGGCGCUGCGCUUCGUGCGGCGCCACUGCCGGCGCUGCGUCAUCGAGCACACCAACCCCGCCUUCUACUGACGGGUGCAGUGUGAUCCCGCCUCGGUGGCUGUUAAGGCUGUACAGAGGAUUGUAUUUAACAUAUUUAUCUGUACAAAGGGGCGGAGGGGUACAGUGUUACAGUAUAUUACAUCACAACGUUCCAUAGCAGCAAUGAGCACAGUGGGAACAGCUUUGGGACCAUUUUAGAGAAGUGCAGGAUAUUUUCAUCAUGGAUCAUAAUCAUUCUCAUACAAGGCAUCUAUUUAUAGACACCAAAUAUCUAAAGUAAACCACUAAGAAUGUAGCAGCGAAGCAGCAACCAUUCCAAAUAUACUCCUUCCACUUCCCUUUGUGUGCGUGUGUGCACUUUAGUCGCCCUGACAAUCACAUCCAAUGAGCUCAAAGCGUCGUCCCCCCAACAGCAGUUCUGUGGUCGGGUUCUGAAUGGGUGAACGGAAGCUGUGCCGGGAUCAGAGGAGAGAACCAACAAGAACACGUUGCUGCUAUAACUGUGCCAAUAAAUUUGUUUUUAAAAUCUG